Messenger RNA from Racocetra persica, 774 nucleotides. The record is from the annotation of a GenBank genome assembly. NCBI's taxonomy places the organism in Eukaryota, Fungi, Glomeromycota, Glomeromycetes, Diversisporales, Gigasporaceae.
AUGAAAAAAUUAAAAAGAGUACUUAAAAAUAAUAAAGCUCAAGUAGUUCAAUUACACGGAACUCUUGCAAAGUUACGAUGUAAUGUUUGCACAAGUAUAUAUGAGUUUACACUGCAAUAUUGUGAUAUUUUCAAGCAAAGUAAAGUGCCAAAAUGCACCGGAUGUGAAGAGAGAGAAAAUGUUCGGAUCAAAGAAGGAAAGCGUCCUCAUACAAUUGGACAGCUAGAACCGACAAUAAUCCUGUAUGGUGAUUCACAUCCUAAAGGAUUGGAAAUUAAUCAAAUCGCAGCACAAGAUCAACAUAAAGCUGAUUGUUUGAUUAUAAUUGGAACUUCUUUAAGAAUUCCUGGAGUUAAAGCUCUUAUAAAAGACUUUGCUAGAGCGAUUCAUGACUGUAAUGGUUACGUGAUAUUGGUGAAUGCUACAGAUGUAGUUACUAAAGAAUGGAAUGGCUUAAUUGACUUUCAAAUAGAAGGUGCUUGCGAUGAGUGGGUUGAACUUGUUAACAUAGAAUUAUCAAACAUCGAAAAAAUGGCAGCUAAAAGAUCAUCAAAAAAUAAAUUGAAUAAAACAAAUAACGAAAUCCAAGUGGAAAAAAAAAGAAAGAGAGAAAAGAAUGUUGGGACAGACUUACUAAACAAGAGAAGAAACAAUAAUGAUUUCCUCAGUAUAAAAUUUAUAAAUAAUAGAAAAGGUCACACUGAAAUAACCUCGAAACAUACAAAAUUUAGGGUUAGGGACAAGAUAGAAAUGGUUCACAUGUCAUCGGACUAA